AAAUGGUUCAACUUUGUUCUCGAAAGUCCGUAACCUUUACUUUUUAAUCGGAUAAAUAUUUCAGGGGAAAAUUUCCAUCACACAACGACAACAACAUGGAAGAUGGCGGCAAAUGCGACAUCGAUGGAUACAACUGAUGCAUUGAAGGAGAUGCCAGAAGGCCCAUUGACAGGAUCAGAACCUGAAAAACCUGCUGAACACAGUUCAGAAGGGGUCACAGCCUCUGCCCUGGAGACGGAACAGGGGAAAUCUCAGACUGGCUCCUCUACUACCUCAGAAAAUGACAGGUCUACCAAGGUCGGAAGUGGGCAGGACAAGGGGAAAACAGCCGUUAGUGAACCAUCGGCUCUCAAAAAAGUCCCCAAUAGACCUGGUAUCACAUGGCAGGUUGGAGAACGUAUCGAGGCCAUGGAUUACCUCUCAAAGUGGUACCCUGCCAAAAUGCUGGAGGUGGACCUGAGUGAUCAGACUGUGCUGAUCCACUUUGAAGGCUGGAACCAGCGCUAUGAUGAGUGGGUGGCCAUGCACAGUGACAAACUACGUCCCUUGACCAGAACAUCGGAUCGCAAAAAGAACAAAUCAAAAUCUUCUGGUCUGCACAGAAUUGGUGAUAAAGUUCUAGCCCGCUGGACAGAUGGCAAGAUGUACCCGGGCAAAGUCACGAGUGUAAAGUCCAAAGCAGAAUUUUACGAGAUCAUGUUCUACGAUGGACACAAGAAACUGAUCCCUGCUUCUAAUGUGAAGAUCAUGUCACAAGAGAUGAAAAAUAAGAACUUUGAGGCUCCACCCAGAACCAAUGAGAUACCUGCGACCAGUGACCCGCUCAGUCCAGUCAUAACUGAGGGCAAACGAAUACGAAAGUUGUCCCUGAUACAAAGAGAAAAUUUGAGAGACAGUUUAGAGCUGGCACAAAGCAAAGCAGAAAGUAAGAGAUGUGACAAGAAGAAAAAGGACAAAGCUAAACCUGAUGACAAAGCAGAAAAAGGGAAGCAAGAUGCCAAAAGUGCAACAGAAACCUCUGGAAAAAGGGGUGAGGGUGGGAGCAAAGAUGAUGCAGGUGUAACAGCCAGUGCUGAGGAGAGUGGUAAACAGAAGACUGGUGGGAGAGUGAGACAAGAGGACAAGGCUAGCACAGGUGGGAGGAAGGCUGCAAAGAUAGAGAUGAAAAGAAGAAGCAGCUCUAAAGAUGGAGACUCCAAGAAAUCAGAGAGAAGUCAGAAGCCAGCUCUGCGGAAGGGCGGCAAACUGAUAGUGGCUGGUGCAUUCUCUAGGUUCAAGACAGGUCACUCCCCUCCCAUAGGAAAAAAGACCAGUUUGGAUUCAGGUGGAAAUAAGGGAAGUUCGGGUAAUGUCCACAGGAGUAAAGGUUGUCAGACACCUGUCACUCCUACAGAUGAGCAGAAGCCACAGAGUUCAGAGAAAGAUUCAGUGAAAGCUGGAAAGUCUUCAAUUUUUAUGGAAGCAUUUCAGAAGUUUACCUCUGGGGGAAGCCAGAAAACUCACAAGUCCAACCUUGCUUACAAGAAGUCUGUGUCUGAUUCAGGGCGUAGGAAGACGAACCAGGCUAGCCCCUCACGGAGGAGAUCAGCACCGGUUAGGUCUCGCAAACCUAUUAACAGGAGCCCAAGAAAGCCUGUGCGCAGGCCAGUCAUCAAGAAAGCGGCUGCAGUAAACCCACGAAGUCGCAAGUCUGCUCCUGCUGUGUCAGGCCAGCCUCAAGCCCCUGGUACAGAUCUGACAGGUAGGACAGAGAUUGUAAGCAUGCCAGGUAUUGUGGGUGCUGGGGGGCUGGGAAUUGGCCCACAUGGAGAUUGUCCCCUGUCCAGCAGUAGUCCUAGCCUGGCCUCUUCACUUCCUGUAGACUGCCCCAGCCCAGCCGCCAGUCCUGCCUCCCCAUGCUGGACGGCUUCACCUCGCUGGACUGCCUCACCCUGUCUGACUCCUGCUUCCCUCGCUUCGUCUACUCCACUAGCUAGACUCAAAGCAGGAAAGCAGGGUACAAGGAGUGCCUCUCCCAAAACGCUCACUAGUCAGCCCCUGCCUGAAACACCCAUCACUGAAGUGUUGCCAUUGUCAGCCCCCAAGGAGUUUGUUGUUGAGGAAGACCACAACCCUUACAAGUGUACAUACGAGGCCUGCUCAAAGAGCUUCAGGAAGCAGAAUCUCCUGGAUUAUCAUGUCAAGUAUUACCAUUCCAAUAACGGCAAGCCCCCUGCACCCCUGCCCCCACGCAAACGCAGGAAAACAUCCAGUAUAUGCUCCACAGACUCGGACUCCUCAGUUUCUUUCACUCCCAGCACUAAGCCCAUCCCUACACCAACAGUGCCCAGCAAACGUCGGCGUCACUCUUCAUCUAUAAGUCUGCCAGCAGAGGGUGCUACUCUCCCGUCUCUCCCGGGUGUGGCUGAGGAAGUCAUGACUACAGGUGGAGACGCUGACCGAUUGUCACAGUCCUUAGGGGAGGGACGAGCCAGGCUUUCAUCCAAUCAGGAAGUGGGUGAAGAAGUGAUUGAUGGGGAGGAAGGGAAUCGUGAGGAGGUGGUAAAUUGUCACUGUGGACAAAAUGAGGAGAAUGGUCUCAUGAUACAGUGUGAGGUGUGUUUCUGCUGGCAGCAUGCGGCCUGUUUCAACAUCACCCCUCAGACUUUACCUCAGCGUUAUGUCUGCUACGUCUGUCUUGAUCCACCAGGUGUACGAGAGAGCAGUCGUUAUGUGUACAACCACGAGGACUGGGUGCGGCAUGGCUAUCUGCCCGAGUUUAAAUUCUGCCCUGUGGUACCUGACAGAGACUGUAAAGCUGUUGCUAUACGGACCACAAAUGCUCUCCUGGGAGACAUUUACAACAUCAAGACAGUUCUACAGGGAACCAGGCAAAAGCUGAACCUACUGCAGAAGCCGGAUGACCCUGACCUCAGGCUGUGGUACAGACGAUGGGAUAGGGAGGUAACUCUGAGUCAGAGUACAGAUACCACCAUGUCAACAGACAGCUCCACAGAGCUACCUAAUGCUUCAGCCAAUGGCAUGGAGGAGUCCAUGGAUACUAGUGACUGUAAAGGGUUUGCCUCUGAACACUCCUACAGCGUGUCUAAUGCUCUGACAUUCCCACAACCUCCAUGUGAGCUCCCACAAAGGUCAUCCACCCCUUCUGUGGAGAACCAGGCUGGCCAGGCUGAACUGUUGUCGGGGGGAGGGUCAGAUGUGGGCAGUAAUGUGCACAAAGAAGCAGAGGAAACAAUGGAGGCAGAUGCAAUUAUGAGUGUAGAAAUAGGCAGCAUGGAGGCUGCCUCCCCAGAGCAUCAAACCAGUGGUGUAACUCAGGGCUCUGACUACGGGGAUGUUAGGAGUGAUGACCAGUCCGAGGUACCACCCUCCAGUGACACACUCCAGGCCACUGCCCAGUCCACAGUACAGACCACAGAUACGCCCACAGACCAGCUAGCUAGUGGCUCUGGCUGGGAGGUGGCACCAGAAAUAGCAGAACACAACUAUCAAAAGUCUGGUAUCGGAGGCACACCUGCUGUUAAUCAGACAAUGGAUGAAGCUUAUGGUACCACAGAUAUGGUUGGACAGGAAGAUGAUGUAACUGGUUCCGUGGUUGGUCCAUGCAGCCAAGACGUGCUUGGGGAGACAGAACAGUUGAUGGAGUUGAUGGCAGCUGCUGAUCCAGUAAGACAAUGCAAGGAUAACCUGCUGGAGCACAUAGAGGGACUACAGCUGGAGAUCUGUCACAGACUCGACUCCAUAGAAGAUCAUGUCUCAGCCCUGGAAAGUGUGGAUGCAGAUCCUGUUGCUGAUGGAAACAUUUUAGCAGACAUGCCUGUGUUGAAGAAAUCUCUCAAAGCUUUAAUUGGAGACUUGGGUAAAGUGAAACGCCUGGCUGCCUUCGGCAUGUGAUCUGAUCUCGUUAAUUAUGUUUACAUAUGGACAUUUUGAAGUACAGACAUCAUGCUGUAAAAGGAGAUUCUUGCUAUCAUGUGCAUAUAUAUGCAUCCACAAUUGUGCCAGUUCUGUGUGGCUGAGACAAUGCUUUGUGCAUAACUUCAGAUUGUGCCAGUGCUGUGUGGCUGAGACAAGGCUUUGUACAUAACUUCAGAUUGUGCCAGUGCUGUGUCGCUGAGACAGUGCUUUGUGGAUAACUUCAGAUUGUGCCAGUGCUGUCGCUGAGACAAUGCUUUGUGCAUAACUUCAGAAAGUAGCAGCAUUCUCAAUGUAUGGACUUGAAUAUAAACAUCAUGAAACUAAGUGUUGAACAGAUGCUUUAAUGUAACUAUUUCGAAGGCUUGAGAUAAAGUUCCUCCAUGAUUCGUUGAAACAAGGAGUCAUGUUUGUAUACAUGUGUCAUGCACAAUAAACCUCAUUACCAAU
Liolophura sinensis is the source of this 4365-nucleotide messenger RNA. Its product is annotated as PHD finger protein 20-like. Gene Ontology annotation, biological process: regulation of transcription by RNA polymerase II. Bases 103 to 3894 code for a protein of 1263 amino acids. NCBI's taxonomy places the organism in Eukaryota, Metazoa, Mollusca, Polyplacophora, Chitonida, Chitonidae. The record is from RefSeq and is a predicted model, not a curated record. Gene Ontology annotation, cellular component: NSL complex. The transcript is spliced from 19 exons.